Molecule: messenger RNA, 2379 nt
Organism: Lampris incognitus (smalleye Pacific opah)
Lineage: Eukaryota; Metazoa; Chordata; Actinopteri; Lampriformes; Lampridae
Product: kelch-like protein 28
Exons: 5
Coding region: 1-1716 (571 amino acids)
Molecular function (GO): protein binding
Source: RefSeq, a predicted model, not a curated record
AUGGACAAGCAGGCCCAGUCCUACAUGCUUGCCAGUUUGACACGGCCUCACUCUGAGCAGUUACUGCAAGGCCUACAGCUCUUGCGGCAGGAUCAUGAACUAUGUGACAUUGUACUGCGUGUGGGUGAUGUGAAGAUCCAUGCCCACAAAGUAGUGCUGGCCAGCAUCAGCCCGUAUUUCAAGGCUAUGUUCACCGGCAAUCUGUCUGAAAAGGAGACCUCUGAGGUGGAAUUCCAGUGUGUCGACGAGUCAGCGCUUCAGGCCAUCGUUGAAUAUGCUUACACUGGCACGGUGUUCAUCUCCCAGGAAACGGUAGAGUCUUUGCUGCCUGCUGCCAACCUGCUUCAGGUUAAGCUAGUGCUUAAAGAGUGCUGCUCCUUUUUAGAGAGCCAGCUAGAUGCUGGGAACUGCAUAGGCAUCUCCCGCUUUGCCGAGACGUACGGCUGCCAUGACCUAUGUCUGGCUGCCACCAAGUUCAUCUGUCAGAACUUUGAGGAAGUGUGUCAGACAGAGGAGUUUUUUGAGCUGACGAGAGCUGAGUUGGACGAAAUCGUGUCCAAUGACUGUCUCAAGGUGGUGACUGAGGAGACGGUAUUUUAUGCUCUGGAGUCAUGGAUCAAGUAUGAUGUGACUGAGAGACAGCAGCAUCUAGCUCAGCUGCUGCACUGCGUGCGCCUCCCUCUUCUCAGUGUAAAAUUCCUCACCCGCCUUUAUGAAGCCAACCACCUUAUUCGUGAUGACCACGCUUGCAAGCACCUGCUCAAUGAGGCCCUCAAAUAUCAUUUCAUGCCUGAGCAUCGACUCUCCUAUCAGACAGUGCUGUCCACACGACCCCGAUGUGCUCCCAAAGUGCUGCUUGCAGUAGGAGGCAAGGCUGGACUGUUUGCCACACUAGAAAGCAUGGAAAUGUAUUUUCCUCAGACAGAUUCAUGGAUAGGACUUGCCCCUCUCACUGUACCCCGAUAUGAAUUUGGAGUGGCAGUGCUGGACCAGAAGGUGUAUGUAGUGGGAGGCAUUGCCACACAUAUGAGACAGGGCAUUAGUUAUCGCAGACACGAGAGCACAGUGGAGAGCUGGGACCCUGACAGCAACACCUGGUCAUCAGUGGAGCGAAUGGCUGAGUGCCGCAGUACACUGGGAGUGGUGGUCUUGGCUGGGGAGCUAUAUGCUCUUGGAGGUUAUGAUGGCCAGUACUACCUCCAGUCAGUGGAGAAAUAUGUUCCCAAAAUGAAGGAGUGGCAGCCAGUGGCCCCUAUGACAAAGUCCCGCAGCUGCUUUGCCACUGCGGUGCUGGAUGGCAUGGUGUACGCCAUUGGGGGCUAUGGCCCAGCCCAUAUGAACAGUGUGGAGAGGUAUGACCCCAGCAAGGAUGCCUGGGAAAUGGUAGCCCCCAUGGCAGACAAGAGGAUCAACUUUGGAGUUGGGGUCAUGCUGGGGUUCAUAUUUGUGGUUGGUGGCCACAAUGGUGUGUCCCACCUGUCCAGCAUUGAGCGGUACGAUCCACAUCAGAAUCAAUGGACAGCCUGUCGACCCAUGAAUGAACCACGCACUGGUGUCGGCUCUGCCAUCGUGGACAACUACCUCUAUGUGGUAGGGGGCCACUCAGGGUCAUCCUAUCUGAAUACCGUCCAGCGCUAUGAUCCUAUCACAGACAGUUGGUUGGACUCCAGCGGCAUGAUGUACUGCCGCUGUAACUUUGGUUUGACUGCCCUUUGACCCAUGCCCCAGCCGGCUAGGACUCCGUUACAGAAGACUUAGACAAAAAAGGCUUUUCUUUUAUUGCCUCUGUACCCUUCCCCGCAUUCAUCCUCCAGGGGCUAAGGAAGGCUCCACGUCGAUGUGAAACCCAGAGAGAGAGAGCUGGAUGGAUGGAUGGAUGGAUGUGCCCAACUAGCUGGCUGGUACAAGGGACCACAGAGAUGGCGAGGGAAAUUAGGAAGAGGUGUGCGAGGAUGGAAGAGGAAGAUGAGAUGGCUGUCGAGGAGAUGAAGAGACGACUGCUCUAUCGCUGCUGGACCACAGUGAGGACUCUGAGCCAUUUACCAGAGGAUUGUAGGAGAAAUCUGUCACUUUGUUUCUUUUAACAUUCUGUGUUAUGCUGGUAGACUUUCUGUUGCUGUUGUUGCUCAUACCCUUCAUUCUGUGUAUUUUACUCCAGUCUUGAUUUUUCCUCCUGUGUGCAGAAUAAUUUGUACUAAUUUUGUAUGAUUUUUGUGGUUUGCUGGUGUGUUUGAGUGAAAAUGUGGUUGUUUGCCAAGUAUGUCUGUGUGUGUAUAUGUUCAGGAGUAUCUGCAUGUCAGAUGAAAGUCUUUGUUGCGUGUCUGUGUGUGCAGUACUGAGGCUCCAGCUCAGUGAUUGACACUGAGUUUACACAUUAGA